AUGAGAAAAUUCGAAAUCAAAUCCGUUGCCGUCGUUGGGGCUGGAGCUGCUGGUGCUAUUACAGCAGCAGCUCUCAAAGCCGAAAACUACUUUGAUAGGAUUCGCGUCUUUGAGCGAAGGGAAACACCCGGUGGCACCUGGAUUUAUGAUCCAGAUCCAAGUGUCGCAACCACUCAGCCUGGAGCUCUACCGAUAGACAUCGAUAAACCACUAGUGGUUCCAAAAAACCUACCUACUACAGCGGCCCCAAGUCAGCAGGAGAGAUAUGCACACACACCAAUCUAUCAUAAUCUCACUACAAAUGUUCCUCAAAUCGCCAUGUCGUUCUCUGAUUUACCCUUCUCUUAUGGGCCAUUCGUCCCACACUACGUACCUCGCCAGUACAUAGAGUCCUACUUCUCAGUUCAUAAGACCGAUGGAUACCUGUCACUCAACACCACAGUGGAAGAUAUCUCGCCGCUGCCCUCGACCUCCAGUAAUGGCUUGCACUCGUGGAGACUGACGCUGCGCAAGUACGACCCAUUGCGACGGAUUGAUAUAUGGUGGCAGGAGGACUUUGACGCUGUUGUUCUUGCAAACGGACACUAUGCAGUCCCCUGGGUUCCCCAAGUUCAAGGCUUGGAAGCAUACGUGGAAAAGUUUCCAGGCAGAGUGAUACACUCCAAAUUCUAUCGCUCUCCCUGGCUAUACACCGGCAAAAAGGUGCUUGUCAUCGGAAACUCGGCUUCAGGUCACGAUAUCACUGUUGACUUACUGCAAGCUGUCCAGCUUCCGCUUUACCAAUCACGAAGAUCACAAGGAAGACUUGAUGGCGAUGAACCACCCGCAGGGGUGGAAUGGAAAAAGGUCAUCAAGGAGUAUCGUCUAGAUGGAACAAUCGUAUUCGAAGAUGACAGCGAGCUCACUGACAUUGACCAUGUCCUUUACUGUACCGGCUAUCUUCCUUCCUAUCCUUUUUGGAAUGCUGAAGCAAACGGACGCCCACUAUACGACUACAAGAAGAAAAAACUUGUCAACACUUACUGGCACACCUUCUUCCAAGAUAUCCCCAACUUGGCAGUUGUCGGUAUGCCACGAGUCCUUACCUUCAGGAGCUUCGAAUACCAAGCUAUAGCGAUUGCACGACUAUUCUCAGGUCGGAACGCGAUACCUCUCCCUUCUAGAGAGGAACAGGAGAAGUGGGAACGUAAUAGAGAGAGUCGAUGUAGACAAGAAGGACGCAAGUUCCAUGAGAUCGAAUGGGAGAAUGGCGAGACGUUUAGAUGGUUGGAUGGGUUCUUCCAGAUUGCAGGGUUGGGGACAUUACACGGUGAUGGUAGAGUACCACCAGUGUUGGGAAAGGAUCUCAUUUGGGCCAUAGAGCAUGUCAGGAAGUAUCCAGUACCAGGUAAAGAUAAAAAGCAUGAAAAGGGAGAGGGUUUGGAGUAUAAAGAAUCCGAGUGGACUUUAGUUCACACGCCCAAGAAGGACCCUUUACUUUUUAUUUGA
This is a messenger RNA of Fusarium venenatum, 1488 nucleotides long. RefSeq lists its product as uncharacterized. The record is from RefSeq and is a predicted model, not a curated record. Gene Ontology annotation, molecular function: flavin adenine dinucleotide binding; N,N-dimethylaniline monooxygenase activity; NADP binding. NCBI's taxonomy places the organism in Eukaryota, Fungi, Ascomycota, Sordariomycetes, Hypocreales, Nectriaceae.